AUGGAUCCAAACGUGCCAAUUGCCAUUAUUGGCAUGAGCUGUAGAUUCCCUGGAAAUGUCAAGGUCCCAGAGGAUCUUUGGAAGCUUUGCGCCGAGGGUAGGACAGGAUGGAGUAAAAUACCCGCCUCAAGGUUUAAUUUAGAUGGAGUAUAUCAUCCCAACGCAGCAAAGACAAACACCACAAAUGUUAUUGGUGGUCAUUUCUUGGAGGAAGAUUUGGCUUUGUUCGAUGCGGGAUUUUUCAAUCUCUCCUCUGAAGUUGCUUCAUCUCUUGAUCCUCAAUACAGACUGCAGUUAGAAUCUACUUAUGAGGCCCUGGAAAGUGCUGGUCUUACUAUGGAGCACGUUGCUGGCUCGAACACAUCUGUUUUUGCGGGCACAUUCUUUCGAGAUUAUAGCGAAGCCCAGACGAGAGACGGAGAAACACUACCACGACUUUUCCUCCUAGGGGUAGGUUCUGCAAUGGCGUCGAAUCGGAUAUCUCAUUUUUAUGACUUGAGAGGGGCGAGUAUGACAAUCGAUACCGGCUGCAGUACGACUUUGAUAGCGCUACAUCAAGGCUGUCAGAGUCUUCGUACUGGGGAAUCCGACAUGUCGAUCGUGGGAGGUGCGAAUGUGAUGCUGAACCCCGACAAUUUUGUGGUGAUGUCAAACAUCUCCCUUCUCGGGAAAACAGGAAAAUCAUAUGCUUUCGACAAUCGUGCUGAAGGAUAUGGUCGCGGAGAAGGAUCUGCAACUGUCAUUCUCAAGCGUUUAGACGACGCUCUGCGCGAUGGCGACCCAAUCCGAUCAAUUAUUCGAACCAGUGGUACCAAUCAAGACGGCAAAACUGAGACAGUAACCACUCCGAGCCAGAGAGCCCAAGAAGAGCUUAUACGAGCCUGCUAUGAGAAGGCUGGACUUGAUCCGGCACAGACUGCAUAUUUCGAGGCCCAUGGAACGGGUACUCGAACGGGUGAUCCGAUAGAGGCGAGAGCAAUAGCUUCGGUUUUUCGCGAGCAUAAAUCACGAACUGAGCCUUUGCUAGUUGGAUCUGUGAAGACGAACGUUGGCCACACUGAAACGACGAGCGGACUUGCAAGCAUUAUCAAAGUGGCAUUGGCACUUGAAAAAGGCCAAAUACCCCCCAGCGCCAAUUUUGAGAAACCGAAUGAGGAAAUAGACUUGGAUGAUUGGCACAUGAAGAUUCCCACGAAGCUUGAAGAGUGGCCGAAGGGAACCAUUCGACGUGCUUCUGUUAAUAACUUCGGAUACGGAGGAGCCAAUUGCCAUGUUGUAAUGCAAGAUUGUCAAUCAUUCAUCGACCCAAAGAGUGCUGAAGCGAAGCAUAUUGCACAUAAGACAAAUGGAACCCAUGCAAAUGGAACCGAUGCAAAUGGAAGCAACAACAAAAGUGCUGUCAGUAGGAUUAAUAACACGGAUGGAAUUAAUGGCACGAAUGGAAUCAAGGGUGUCAACAGUACCAACGGCAUCAAUGGCCACCAUACGUCACAUACUCCCCGUAUCAUCAUACUGAGCGGAAAGGAUGAGACUGCGUGUGAGGCUGUAGCAUCAAAUUUGAGAGACUAUCUCUUGAAAUCAGAACAGGCAAAUGAUGAAAGCUUCUUCGCCAGUCUUGCAUACACCCUCAGCCAACGUCGAUCGAUCUUCCCAUGGGUGAGUGCACAACCGGCCCAAAAUGUAUCGGAAUUAAUAGGCUUGAUUGACUCUGGCAAGAUGAAGCCAGGCCGGAGGAUGGAUCGUCCCCCACGGCUCGGCUUCGUCUUCACCGGACAAGGCGCACAGUGGUUUGCGAUGGGAAGAGAAUUGUUCGACGCCUAUCCAGUUUUCAAGGGGUGCCUGUUGGAGGCCGAGGGGUACUUGAAGGCGCUAGGCGCAACAUGGUCUUUGACAGAAGAACUCAAGCGAGACGAGAAAUCGAGCCGGGUUAGUGAUGUGGCCUUGAGCACCCCGCUCAGUGUAGCGCUCCAGAUUGCCUUGGCUCGACUCCUCCAGUCGUGGGGCAUCACGCCCAGCGCUGUGACUAGCCAUUCUAGUGGUGAAAUGGCCGCUGCAUGCGCCGUCGGUGCCCUGAGUCUCGACUCCACCAUGGCGAGUGUGUUGUCUCGGGGGGAGCUCGUCGGGGAAGUCACCCAGUUUGCUGAGCGCAAGGGAGGCAUGAUUGCGGUCGGGCUGAGUCCUGAAGAUACAGAGCCAUAUCUCGAACGUGUUUCCUCUGGUCAGCUCGUCGCCGCCUGUAUGAAUUCGCCCACCUCGACCACCGUAUCCGGCGAUGCCUCCGCGAUCGAGGAGCUGGAGCGGAUGCUCCACGACGAGCACAUCUUUGCACGGCGACUGAAGGUCGACGCCGCAUGGCACUCCCACCACGUCCAGCCCAUCGCGAAGCCGUACCGUGCCUAUCUGGAGAAGUACGUGCCACCUGUGAACGGAGAGCUCACCGAUAUUGUGUAUUCGUCGCCCACCACCGGCACCCGCAUCGGGUCGUUGGCCACCAUCAAUCGUCCCCAGCAUUGGGUAGACAGCUUGACCAGCCCUGUUCAGUUCGUUCAAGCAUUCCGCAAUAUGUGUUUUGGGGACGAGAGUGACGACGCUGCCUGCGAGGUCGAUGCCGUGAUUGAGGUCGGUCCGCACGCUGCGCUCUCAGGGCCGAUCCACGAGAUCAAAUCGACGCUGCCACAGUUCCGCAAUAGAAGCGAGAUCUCCUAUCACACGUGUCUCGUCCGCAAGAGCAAUGCCGUCGCUACCAUGCAGGCGUUGGCGUGUGAGCUGGUGCGGAAAGGGUAUCCUGUUAAUAUGGAGGCCGUGAACUUUCCGCAUGGGAGAAUUGGAGGUGGGAGAGGGAGAGGGAGUGGGGGUAGGAGUAGGAGUGGCAAUAAGAAUGCGGAUGUACAUGAAAAUGGGAAUGGAGGCAAGUUUAAGACUGAGGGGGAGGGGGAGGGGGAGGGGACGUUGAAGGUGAAGGUCGAGGUGCUGCACUCGCUACCGAGCUACCCCUGGACCCACUCGACCCGGCACUGGAGCGAACCGCGAUUGAACCGGGCCUGGCGAGAGAGGGGUGGAAAACCUCACGACCUCCUCGGCAGUCUGGCUUUGGGCUGCAAUAUUCUGACGCCGUCAUGGCGCCAUGUUAUUCGGGCCACAGACGUACCGUGGGUGAAUGAUCAUCUCGUCCAGGGCAAUGUCAUCUACCCCGGCGCGGGCUAUCUGUGCAUGGCAAUCGAGGGAGCCAGCGCCCAAGCCCGUGUCCAGCAACCCCAGACAGCUAUCCAAGGCUAUCAGCUUCGUGAUGUUGAUAUCCUCCAGGCCUUGGUUAUUCCCGAAUCUGCAGAAGGCGUGGAGGUCCAACUCACCCUGCGGCCAUGCAAUGUCAAAGACCUAUACGCCACGGGCUGGCAAGAAUUCUCCGUCUCUUCGGUGUCGUCGGCCAGCCACUGGCUGGAGCACUGCAAAGGACUGAUCAAAGUAGAUAUCCAGCAAAAGGCGCAGGUCCAGCACGGAGCUCUGAUCACCAAGGAUCAUUACAGGCGCCGUAUUGAUCCGAUGGAUGUCUAUGCUAGUUUACGUUCUGCCGGAAUCUACCACGGUCCCAUCUUCCAAAACUUAAGGGGCAUCAGAGGCCGUGAUAAGCAGUCACUUUCUGUCUUUGUCGUAGCUGAUACAGCGUCGACGAUGCCCUAUCAGCACCAGAGCCCACACAUUAUCCAUCCAACCACGCUGGAUACCGUGUUUCAGGCAGCCUAUACAGCUCUUCCUGGGGCUGGCUCCAAAUCGCAGAGCUCGCAAAUCCCUAAAUCCAUCAAACACCUCUGGAUCGCCCAUAGUAUUUCGAGCGCCCCUGGACACACGUUCAAUGCAUAUACCAAUGUGAACCGCGCUACUCCACAGACAUUCGAAGCUGAUAUGUCUGUGGUCAACGAUGGCGAACUUGGAGCACCCUUGAUUACAGUAAACGGCUUUGUCUGCCAGUCAAUUGGCAACGCACCCAUUCAAGCUGAUUCCCUAGAAGACCAACUCUUCAUCGCGGAGAAAUGGGUCCCAGAUAUCUCAUUUCUUAAACCAGCUUUCUUCAAGCAACAACUCAGCUGUCACAUUUCCUCCAUCGAGGCCGAAAACCUACUUGAUUUGAGGCAACUUUGCAUUCAUUUCAUCAGCGAUGCUUUGGAAAGACUGACUGCAGAGGAUGUCAAGCGACUGGAUUCUCAUCUUAAAAAGUUUUAUGUUUGGAUGAAGCUACAAGUCGAGCUAGCCGGUCGUGACGAACUAGCACCAGGGAGUACGUACUGGCACAAAGCUGCGCCCGACCAAAUCACCGUUCUCAAAGACAAGGUCUAUGCUGCAAGUGUGAAUGGGGAGUUGCUCUGCAAGCUUGGGUCAGAGCUGGUCUCAAUUCUGAGACAAGAGAGGACCCCUCAAGACUUGCUAGUUGAAGAUGGGAUGCUCAACAAGUUCUACGAAAACAGUCUCAAGCUGGACAGGUCCUUGCACCAAGUGUGCGGAGUUCUCAAGCACAUUGUCCACAAAAAUCCGCGUGCGAAAAUACUCGAGAUCGGUGCAGGAAGUGGAAGUUUUACAGCCCCCAUCCUGGCGACUCUGGGGGAGGAUAACUCUGACGAUGGCCCGCUUGCUCUGUCUUACGACUUCACCGAUAUUUCCUCUGGCGUUUUUGAAUCAGCCAAGGAGAAGUUCAAGAAUUGGAAGAAUUUAGUCCGAUAUAAGAAACUCGAUGUCGAACAGGAUCCGUUGAAGCAAGGAUUCGAUGAGGGCUCGUACGAUGUCAUCAUCGCAUGUCGAGUCCUGAGUGCAACAAAGUCUAUGCAAAAUACCAUGUCCAACGUGCGGAAGCUACUAAAGCCUAGCGGAAAACUCCUCAUGGUGGAGACAACACAGGAUCAGCUAGACACCCAAUUCUCGUUCUCGUUGCUUCCAAGCUGGUGGCUCAGCGAAGAGGAAGAACGGAAAUUUAGCCCAUCUCUCACUGUUGGAAUGUGGGAUCGUUGUCUUCGCGAAACGGGCUUCAGUGGUGUAGAUAUUGAAGUUCCCGACUGCGAUGAACCAGAUCUCUACUCGUACAGUGUCAUCAUGUCCACUGCAAACUCCCAGUCGACCAAAUUGAACUCUGAUAUUGUGCUUGUCACCCGAAACCUGACCCCGAUCUCGUGGAUGGAUGCGCUGUCAACAUCGAUUGCAGAAGCCACAGGUGUUGCGCCCUCCAUAGAGCCUCUUGAGGGCGUCAGGGGGAACAGUAAAUCCAUCUAUGUCUUCUUGGGGGAUACUGAAGGCCCUUUUCUCAAAAAUCUCGAUUCAGCACAGUUUGAAGCCAUCAAAGCACUUUGUUCCACAUCAAAAGGCGUGCUUUGGGUGAGUCGCGGUGGUACAGUCGGUUGUGAGCAAGUUGAUUCCAGCAUGCAUGUUGGGUUCUUUCGCUGUCUCAGGUGGGAAUAUAGUGGCAAACGCCUGGCUUCUGUUGAUUUGGACCCAAAUCAAUCUCCAUGGAGCUUUGAAUCCAUUCCUACCAUCACGGAUGUGUUUAGCAAAGUCUUCUGCGAAUGGUCUACGGCUGAAGAUAUUGACUUCGAGUUUGCUGACCGUGACGGUCUCAUUUCUGUCCUACGGUAUCACAAAGACAUUUCUACUGAUUCAGCCGCAUUUCCAAAUGCAGCAGAACUCACCAUGGCAAAAAUGGAACCAUUUGCUCAACUCGGACGCCCCUUACGCUUGUUCAUUGGUUCUCCUGGUCUCUUAGAUAGUCUGGCAUGGGGCGAUGAUCCUGAUGCUGGAAAGGAGCUCGAGCCCGACAUCGUUGAGGUCCAAGCAAAGGCAUUUGGUCUGAACUUCCGCGAUGUUAUGGUAGCAAUGGGCCAGCUGAAUCGGGACAUUAUGGGAUUUGAAUGCUCCGGGUAUAUCAGCAGAGUCGGCUCAAAUGCGAAACUGCAAGGCUACAAACCUGGUGAUCGAGUGGCAAUGCUUCUCCGGGGUCACUGGGGCACCUUCGCUCGAGUUCAUCACAGCAGCGUCGUCAAAAUCCCAGAUGACAUGACCUUCGAGGUUGCUGCGAGCCUGCCGGUCUCCUUCUGCACAGCUUAUAUCUCGGUCUUUGACAUAGCAAGACUCCGGAGGGGAGAGAAAAUCCUGAUUCAUGCAGCUACUGGAGCUUUUGCUCAGGCGGCCAUUGUAUUGGCAAAACAUGUCGGUGCUGAGAUUUUCGUCACCGUUGGAACGGAGGCGAAACGGCAAUUUGUAAUAAAGACCUACGGCAUCCAACCUGACCACAUAUUUUCCAGCAGAGAUACCUCAUUUGCUCCUGGUAUUCUAGCGAUGACAGAAGGAAAAGGCGUUGAUGUUGUGCUAAAUUCGCUUUCAGGUAUAUUGCUUCAGGAAAGUGUGAACUGCCUUGCUCCAUUUGGCCGUUUUGUGGAGGUUGGCAAACGUGAUUUUGAGGCAAACAGUCUCCUGGAUAUGGGUGCGUUUACACGCUCGAUAUCCUUCUCGUCUUUUGAUCUGCUGGCAUUCUCGGACACGAGGUAUCCCGAGAUACAGGACGUAUUGAAGGACGUUAUCCGCCUUUUCGAACAAAAGGUCAUUGUUCCUGUUGAUCCGAUUACGGUUUAUCCUGUUUCCGAGCUUGAGAGAACAUACCGUCUGAUGCAGGUUGGAAAACAUAUGGGAAAGAUUGUAAUUGCAAUGAACCCCGAGGACAUCGUUCCUGUACUUCCAAAGACUCCAUCGGUAAAAUUGCGACCUGACAGCUCGUAUUUGGUUGUGGGUGGUCUUGGCGGCAUCGGCCGUUCUGUGUGUCAUUGGAUGGUAAGCCAUGGAGCAAAGAACAUUGUUGUCAUCUCGAGAAGUGCAAGCUCGCAGGAAAAGGCUGCGCCUUUCUUAGCUGAGAUUGGAAAGAAUGGCUGCAAAGUCAAAGUUACAGCAUGUGAUAUCACAGACGAGUAUCAGCUCGCAGAAGUGUUGAAAGCAUGUUCAUUUGAAAUGCCUCCAAUAUGUGGUGUAAUACAAGCUGCUAUGGUUCUCGAGGACUCCAUUCUUGAACGCAUGAGUCUCGGAAACUUCAAUGCUGGGAUUCGACCAAAGGUCCAGGGAACCUGGAAUCUCCAUAACCAAAUGUCUGGACUAGAAAUCGAUUUUUUCAUAAUGCUUUCUUCUAUUGUGGGUGUCACCGGUAAUGCAAGCCAGAGUGCCUACGCUGCAGGUGGAACCUUCCAAGACGCUCUCGCAAAAUAUCGUACAUCUAAAGGUCUACCAUGUGUGGCGAUCGAUCUGGGACAGACAAAAUCGGUAGGAGUUGUUGCAGAAUCAGUUGGCAUGGCUCAACAACUUUCGAGAAAAGGCUUGACCAUGCUGAGCGAAGAUGUUGUUCUCAGCACUAUCGAAUAUGCCAUACUUCACCCCUUUUCAACACAGUUGAGCAUCGGCUUCAAUACCGGGUCUGGGCCUCACUGGGAAGACAGCGUAUACACCCGAGACUUGAGAUUCUCUCUCCUCCGUUACCGUAAGCAAACCUCGUCGAAUGUCAACAAAUCCGCAGCGGGCGACUUGGGAAGCAGAAUCGCAGCUGCCUCGACACUCGACGAGGCAGUUGAAGCUGUCGUUGGUGGACUGACGAAGAAGCUGAUGGACAGCUUCAUGAUCUUGGAGUCUGACGUGGACCCCUCAAAAUCUCUUGCAAGUUAUGGAGUUGAUUCCCUUGUUGCCGUCGAAUUGCGAAACAUGUUGGCGUUGCGCGCGGGUGCUGAAGUUUCGAUCUUCGACAUCAUGCAGAGCAGCUCGAUCACUGCUCUUGCAGCCACAGUUGCAUUGAAGAGUAGCCACACUGACCCCUUGCUUGUCUUAAGUUAGCUGCCGUAUGUUUCUCUUUUUGGGAGUGUCGAGGCCAGGUAUAGGAUUAUAUAUUAGAAUAUACUCCAAUGAAGUCACAUACACCGGUGCAUGAAAGCCAGUAACUUUUUUCUGUCUUUUUUCGUCGAGAUUUGGACCUUGCACUUCUGUUUCUAACACAUUUCACCUUUAGGAUUUCAUUUUCUAAACGCAAUUAUGCUAUCACUAAAUCAGUCGUAAUGGCAAAGUACGUACCAACACUUCCCUAGUUGACUAGUCAUAUGUUCUGUAGUAAGAGAUUAUGAAGG
Messenger RNA from Pseudogymnoascus verrucosus, 8132 nucleotides. Its product is annotated as Type I Iterative Polyketide synthase (PKS). The record is from RefSeq and is a predicted model, not a curated record. The coding region runs from base 1 to 7845 and encodes 2614 amino acids. Gene Ontology annotation, molecular function: phosphopantetheine binding; fatty acid synthase activity; oxidoreductase activity. Gene Ontology annotation, biological process: fatty acid biosynthetic process; secondary metabolite biosynthetic process. NCBI's taxonomy places the organism in Eukaryota, Fungi, Ascomycota, Leotiomycetes, Thelebolales, Thelebolaceae. The transcript is spliced from 12 exons.